This is a messenger RNA of Anoplophora glabripennis (Asian longhorned beetle), 1704 nucleotides long. RefSeq names its product potassium channel AKT2/3-like. The record is from RefSeq and is a predicted model, not a curated record. Bases 1 to 1704 code for a protein of 567 amino acids. NCBI's taxonomy places the organism in Eukaryota, Metazoa, Arthropoda, Insecta, Coleoptera, Cerambycidae. The transcript has a single exon.
AUGUCGCGCGUUUCAAGAUUGUUGAAAAACAACCAUGCCUGCACUCUGCCCGAGAAGGACACCACCGGGUUGCCGAAACUCCCGCCCAACGCCACCUGGGGCAGCAAAGUUUUCCGGCACAUACGGAAACUCUUCAUCCUGAACCCGAACCACUUCAAAUGCAAGAGCCUGUUCCGCAACAAGUCGGCUGUAAUGGAGGAGAGGAAGAGGCACGCUACCAGUCGCUAUUUCUACGUGAUCCACCCACUGAGCAGGUUCAACAUGUUCCUGGAGGCGACGUUCUUCAUCACGUGGGCCUACGCCAUAGUAUGCGGCAUGCUGACCAUUUGGUUAGGCGGCUUUCUCAUAAUACAAAUCUACGUGAUCUUCCCUAUUCGUGUGUUAUUGAUUCUGCUUUUCUUCAACGUCGGAUACAUCGACAAGAAAACGAAGCAGAUCGUCAUCGAAUCCCGCAAGAUCAUCGUCAAAUACUUAAAGACCUAUUUCGUGUUCGACAUUUUCUCGUGUUAUGUGCUAGAUAUAUUCACUGAUAUAUGGAUAGCCGUGACUGGUAAGUUUCCUCUAGAGUCGCAGGAGAUCUGGCAUGAGGUCAUGUUAAUUAUACGAAUGGCAGCGUCAUGCGUUAGGAUAAACACUUUGUUGAAUUUCUUCAACAACACCCUUUCUGGUCUCAAUUGUAACAAGACCAUGAGGAUCCUCUUGGUUUACCUGAUGAGGACUUACAUCUACGUCCACAUCUUCGCGUUGCUCCUGUUCCUGAUACCGUUCUUUCUGCAUUCGAAGAAUUGGCCGCCUUCUUCGUGGCUGCAUCAGGCCAACAUAAACGUGGAAUCCACGGAUCCUUUCGUCAUAUACUUGGAGGCCUUGAUAUUAUCCAUCUGCUAUUUCUUCGGAGUGGCUUACAAGUACGACAUAACGCUGCUCAACGAACAGAUGGUUCUUGUGUUAGUGUCCUUCAUCGGGAGGUUGUACACCCUUUACCUUCUCGCUGACGUUCUCAGGGUGUUCGGCAUAGCCGGGGUUUCGGAAAGCAUGUACGAGAGGAACAUGUACGUCCUAAACCAGUAUAUGACAGAUAAGGAUCUACCGUCGAAGCUCCAGGCCAGGAUGCUCAAGUACUUCGAGUUUAAGUUCCAGAGGCGAUACUUUAAGGAGAAGGAAAUCAUCAACACCCUUUCCGAUACGUUACGCACGGAACUGUUCCUUUUCUCAGCGAGGAAGCUGAUACAGAAGGUGGAUAUAUUGAAGAGGCUGCCCAACGCUACUGUGGGGGCCAUAAUAGCGUCCAUGAAAUCGGAGACGUACUCGCCGAGGGACGUAAUCCUCAAGCUGGGCUGGGAGACCAACGAGAUCUACUUCAUAUCCACCGGUACAGUGGCCGUGUUGAACAAGCACGGCGUCGAGCUGUGCCACUUGGAGGACGGGGACGAGUUCGGCAUCAGCUGCCUAGUGGCCAGGGAGCAGAUCCACACGAUCGUGGCGGUUGAGACGACGGAGGUGUUUAUCAUAGGGAAGAACCAGCUGAUAGAGUUUCUGGGGCCCUAUCCCGAUUUGCUCAACAGGUUCAUCCGUACCGCUAAGCAGAAGCUGUCUAGUAUGAAGGAUUUGGAGGCUGCUGCCUCUAGGGAGACCGUGGACCUGUUGUCGGAGCUUCAAAGAGGAAACAUCCUCGAGACGCGGAGCAAGAAGAUGGUGGCUUAUUGA